Musca domestica (house fly) is the source of this 1609-nucleotide messenger RNA. It is a transcript of the gene CstF50, whose product is annotated as cleavage stimulation factor subunit 1. The transcript has 3 exons. Gene Ontology annotation, cellular component: mRNA cleavage stimulating factor complex. Lineage: Eukaryota; Metazoa; Arthropoda; Insecta; Diptera; Muscidae. Gene Ontology annotation, molecular function: RNA binding; protein binding. Gene Ontology annotation, biological process: mRNA 3'-end processing. Bases 226 to 1503 code for a protein of 425 amino acids. The record is from RefSeq and is a predicted model, not a curated record.
AUUAUACAUCACACUCACAUUCGUAACGUCUCUGUGUUUGCCUCUUCCCAUACGUAAACUCCGGCAUUUGGUUUUGUUUUCUGUUUAAUAUUUAUCAGGCAUUUCCUUUUACUAUUCUAAUUUGUAUCGUUUGGAUUGUCCACAUUGUGUUUCGGAACGACACAACUCCUGCAAACAAAUCCUGAAAUAGAAACGUCUUUCGAAGAUCACCAAUAAAAAAGCACAAUGCGCGAUAUACAAAUAUUAGAUCCCCGAAAUCUGGUUAAAAACCGUGAAAUUCUCUACCGGCUCAUUAUCAGCCAGCUUAUGUAUGAUGGCUUGGAAAAAUUUGCCAUGGAAUUGUCCAUGUUGGUAAAGGCUGACGAGUGUACACCGAGUGAGCGUCUUCUACAUGUCAUGAUUGCCGGCAUGCAGGCUCUGUCUGACAAAGAACCCGCCCCUAAGGAUGAUGUUUUGCCUUGCAUUGAUUUGGAGUUUGAACCCGAUGCAGCUGCAAUGGCUCCCGAACCAGCAUCGUAUGAGACUGCAUAUGUGACAUCACACAAGGCUUCAUGUCGUGCGGGUGCCUUCAGUCAUGAUGGUACACUGGUGGCUACCGGCAGUCAAGAUGCUAGUAUAAAAAUUCUUGAUGUAGAACGUAUGCUGGCCAAAUCGGCUCCAGAAGAACUUGACACUGGCCGGGAACAGCAAGGACAUCCUGUUAUACGUACCCUUUACGAUCAUACGGAUGAAGUGGCCUAUUUGGAGUUCCAUCCCAAGGAGCAUAUAUUGGCUUCGGGCUCGAGAGAUGGCACAGUGAAAUUGUUUGACAUUGCCAAACCUUCGGUGAAGAAAGCCCACAAAGUCUUCACCGAUUGUGAACCGGUAACAUGUUUGAGUUUUCAUCCAUCCGGAGAUUUUAUGGCAAUUGGUACGGAACAUUCGCUGCUUAGGCUUUAUGAUGUUCAGACGGCACAGUGCUUUGUCAGUGCCAUUGGAUCACAGCAUCAUAAUGGUUCCAUAACUUGUGUGGCUUUUGCACCCACAGCCAAAAUUUAUGCCAGUGGAAGCAUUGAUGGUUGUAUUAAAAUAUGGGAUGGUGUUAGUGGGCGUUGUAUUAAUACCAUACCGGAUGCUCAUGAUGGUGCGGAAAUAUUUUCCAUACAAUUUACAAGGAAUGGAAAGUAUCUUCUUUCCUCGGGUAAAAAUUCAUUGGUAUAUCUUUGGGAACUGUGCACAAGUCGUCCGAUACAGACAUACACUGGUGCCGGAACCACCGGUAAACAGGAGCAUAAUACCCAAGCCGUUUUCAAUCACACCGAAGACUAUGUCCUGUUCCCCGAUGAAGCUACGACAUCUUUGUGUUCAUGGAAUUCUCGCAAUGGCAGCCGUUUGAAUUUAAUGUCAUUGGGUCACAAUGGACCGGUGCGUUUUAUAACACACUCUCCAAAUUCGCCGGCAUUCCUAACAUGUUCUGACGAUUUUCGUGCCAGAUUUUGGUAUAGACGUACCACCAAUCAAUAGAUGUUCUGAUGAGCACUUUAUGAUGACAAGAAAGAAAUGUUUGUAGAUUAUAAGAAAUUUUUAGAUGCUUAGAAAAUAAAUGAAAAAAAAAUUGUAUGGAAAAUAA